Messenger RNA from Camellia sinensis, 1346 nucleotides. RefSeq names its product purine permease 3. The record is from RefSeq and is a predicted model, not a curated record. Gene Ontology annotation, molecular function: purine nucleoside transmembrane transporter activity. Gene Ontology annotation, cellular component: membrane. Lineage: Eukaryota; Viridiplantae; Streptophyta; Magnoliopsida; Ericales; Theaceae.
UUCGAUAGUGCAUAUAUACGUGUGUGUGUGAUGAUAAAUACAGAAUCAACACAACCAAACAGUCUCGUCUCGUCCCGUCCAUCAUCCUCCUCCUGAAUUCCAGUUCUCUCUCUCUCUUUCUCUCUCUCUCUCCUCUCCAUCUCAAUAUCUCAAUUGUAGAGAAGCAUAAACAACAUGGAAACAGCAGCCCAAAGCAUGAACAAAAAAACAAGGAGAGCAGUGUUCCUCAUCAACGCCGUCCUCCUAACCAUCGGUAACUGCGGCGGCCCACUCAUCAUGCGGCUCUACUUCCUCCACGGCGGCUCCCGAGUCUGGCUCUCCAGCUUCCUCGAAACCGGCGGCUGGCCCAUCAACUUCCUCCCCCUCCUCCUCACCUAUCUCCACCGCCGCUCCAACUCCGGCCCCACCACCCCUCUCUUCCUCAUCAAACCCCCCAUCUUCCUCUCCGCCGCCUUCAUCGGCCUCCUCACCGGCGCCGACGACUACCUCUACGCCUACGGCCUCGCCCGCCUCCCCGUCUCCACCUCCUCCCUCGUCAUCGCCUCCCAGCUCGGCUUUACCGCGCUCUUCGCCUACCUUCUCGUCCGGCAAAAGUUUGCUUCGUAUUCGAUUAAUGCCGUGUUUUUGCUGACUAUUGGUGCCGGGCUUUUGGCGCUGCAUACCAGCAGUGAUCGGCCCAAGGGGGAGUCCGAGGGGGAGUAUUUUCUAGGGUUUUUUAUGACCGUUGGGGCGGCUGCAUUGUACGGCUUUGUAUUGCCGUUGGUGGAGUUGACGUACAAGAAGGCCAAGCAGGCCGUUACGUAUAGUCUGGUCAUUGAGAUUCAGCUGGUUAUGUGUUUUUUUGCUACUGUGGUUUGCACUAUUGGGAUGAUCAUCAACAAUGACUUCAAGGCAAUUCCAAAGGAGGCAAUAGAAUUUGGACUAGGAGAAACAAAAUAUUAUGUGGUGCUGGUGUGCAGUGCCAUAAUAUGGCAGUGCUUCUUUCUGGGUGCAAUUGGAGUCAUCUUCUCAUCUUCAUCUCUGCUCUCCGCCAUAAUCAUCGCCGUUCUACUCCCGGUGACUGAAACACUAGCAGUUCUUUUCUACAGGGAAAAGUUUCAGGCAGAGAAAGGGAUAUCUCUUGUUCUCUCCCUUUGGGGAUUUGUUUCUUACUUUUAUGGUGAGUUCAAAGAUAGCAACAACAAUAAGAAGACUCAGACUCCAGGAACAGAGAUGCAACAUGCCAUUAGCCUUCCAUGAUGAAGUGUUUUAUGCAUAUGAGCAUUACUAAAUAAUGUAGUAGUCUGGCCAAAAUUCACAAUGGUCAUGUAAAAGCUUUAAAUAGUAUAGUAUUAGUACUUGGUCUA